Molecule: messenger RNA, 2942 nt
Organism: Botrytis byssoidea
Lineage: Eukaryota; Fungi; Ascomycota; Leotiomycetes; Helotiales; Sclerotiniaceae
Exons: 3
Coding region: 748-2382 (544 amino acids)
Biological process (GO): amino acid transmembrane transport
Cellular component (GO): membrane
Molecular function (GO): L-amino acid transmembrane transporter activity
Source: RefSeq, a predicted model, not a curated record
GCAUUCUUGUGCAUGUUUGACGAGAAUGGCGCAAUGUCAUGUUUUAAAUAGAAUUCGUGGGAUGGGAAGGAAGUUUACCCAUAACCCGCCGUUAGUCUCGAAAAAGGAAUCGAGUCAAUUUGUUCUCCCGUCUCUUAAAUUCGGUCGAAUCUCACAUAACCCCCCCCCAGAAAACAUCCAACAUCUGAUAUUUGAUUUCAAAGCUCAUAACAAAAACAGAUAAGAGUUUAGGCAGCGUAUGUCAAGGGAUCAUAAGGUCCGCCAUUUUUCGACGAAUCACAACGGGGGACAAGAGAGCACGCAAUUGUUGCAUGAGAUGUCAUAUAGGUGCUGAUCUACAUGCAAGCUAUUUUGUGUGGUUACGAUUCAAUAUAUGUCUUAUAUAGUUCAUAUGGCAUCAUUGAUAUGGCUGGGCUUCGGUGGUGAGAUAAUGGUGAAAUUGGGGGAGGGUGAAACAUGAUAGUAGUUGAGCAGCUAUCGAUCUAAAAAUCGAAGACUGCUAAAGAUACAGAUUCUGUAUUGAAGAUAAUUAUCUCCAAGUUCGAGCCUGCUCGCUGAAGUGUUUUCUUUGCUCUUUUAUGAUAGAGUCCAUUCUUCUGUCGUCGGGUAUUGCAAUUCUAUGUUCCGGGCCUUCACAUUCCAACGCGAUAACGACUUUGCUCGUGGCUUUUAUCUUAAACCAAUUUUUCUAAUAUCAGCGUAUGAGAAUUAUGCCAUCGUAGCUGCGUUCUUCAAUAUCCCCCAAAGAUGUCGACAUCAACAAGUUCCGCCGACUCAUCAGCUCUCGAGUCCGAGCCUCUUCUCUCCUCUCGCUCAACCUCCGUCAACUCCCUUUCCUCUCCACCAUCCAAGCCCUCCCGUCAAAUAGAAGACGACACCAUCCCCGAAACCAGCACUUUAGGUCGUAACCUGUCCUGGUCAAGCGCCUACAUACUCGUUAUAUCCCGAGUAAUCGGUUCCGGGAUUUUUGCAACCCCCGGAUCCAUCCUCAAAACAACCGGCAGUAUCGGUCUUGCCUUACUUCUCUGGGUUGCUGGUUCUAUACUUGCUUGGCUCGGUCUUCAAAUUUCUCUAGAAUAUGGUUGCAUGCUUCCUAGAUCUGGAGGCGAAAAAGUAUACCUUGAAUUUACUUAUCCACGACCUCGAUUUCUUGCCAGCACCCUUGUAGCUGUACAAGCAGUACUAUUAGGGUUUACAGCAAGCAAUUGCAUCGUUUUUGGCGAAUAUGUGCUUUUUGCUUUUGGAAUUGAGGGUACGGAAUUGGGGCAAAAAGCUAUCGCCUUGGGACUCUUAACCUGGAUAACGAUCGUUCAUGGAUGCUUUCUCAAAACGGGAAUAUGGAUUCAAAACUUCUUAGGAUGGAUCAAAGUAGGUCUCAUCCUUUUCAUGGCCCUAACUGGAAUAUUCGUCGUGGUGUUCGGUGUAAAGCUUCCAGAAAUAGGACCUGAAGUUCCUACAUUAUCCAGGGAAGGAUUUUCCUGGGAUGGACUUUGGACUGGUUCAAAUUGGCAUUGGGGAACUCUGACAACUGCUGUUUUCAAAGUUUCGUAUUCUUAUGCAGGAUUGUCGAAUCUGAAUAAUGUUCUUAACGAGGUCAAGGACCCGGUCAGAACGUUGAAGACUGUCGCGCCGGCUGCCUUAUUUACAGCUUGUUCGUUGUAUCUAUUAGCCAAUUUUGCGUAUUUAUCUGUGGUUCCGCUGGAGGAAGUGAAGGAAAGUGGACAACUUAUUGCUGCAUUGUUUUUCGUGAGAGUUUUUGGUGAUGUAGGGGGGCGAAUCCUAUUGCCAUUGGCUGUGGCGGUUAGUGCGGCCGGAAAUGUUAUGGUUGUCACUUUUACACUCGCCCGUGUGAACCAAGAGAUAGCCCGUCAAGGUUUCCUCCCCUAUUCUAAGUACCUCUCCUCAGCUCCCUUCGGUGCACCUCUCGGCGGUCUAAUAGUCCACUACAUUCCCUCCUUCCUGGUGAUCGCUAUACCUCCUCGAGGUGACGUCUAUAACUUCAUCAUAGACGUUGAAGGUUAUCCAGGUCAAUUUGCAGCAUUAGCCCUCUCUUUAGGACUAAUUUAUCUUCGCUAUAGUCGGCCAGACUUGAAGAGACCUUUCAAAGCAUGGUUGCCGGCAGUUUGGAUUAGGAUAGCAGUUUGUUUGGCAUUGAUCGCGGGCCCCUUUUUUAAACCGACAAAGGGAAGCGCAGAUGUGGGGUUUUGGUAUGCGACAUACGCUGUUGUGGGGGUAGGCAUCAUUCUUUUUGGGGUAGGCUGGUGGGCGGUAGUGUUUUGGGGAUUGCCACGGCGGGGUGGGUACAGAGUUGAGGAAGAAGUGGAGAUUUUGGGAGACGGAACAAGUGUUACGAGGUUGGUUAGGGUAAAGGGCGAAGAGUGAAGACUGAUAUAAUAGCAUUGCGAAGGUUCAUUUGAAUGUUUUGGAUGGGAAUUGGGGUUGUAAUGUAAACAUGGCGCGAUCCCGGCCAAUCUUGUCAUUAUUACCAGGAUAGAGUUGGCAAUAUUUUCUUCAUGCGGUUUUAAUUCAUGAUGGGAACAAUGAAGCUCCUGUUCGAUAGCCGGGAAGCUGAUAAUGACUCGAAGGUUGAGAUCCUGGGCCUCAUGGGUAGGUACUAUGAGACAAGAGUUCUCUGGACCGAAUGAGGCUACUUGAAAUCAUGACAAAAUGGCAGAUAACAGGAACGUCUCGUCAAGCCGUUUGAAUAUUGAUAGAAGAAGAAUGUGACCAGGGAUGAGGGCCCAAUCUCGGCUAGGACUUAAGUACUUGGCAAACUUACAGUGAGGUGACCUAUUUCGGGGACGAAAUAAGCAAAGUACAAACCUGUGAUGUUUUUACUUGAAACUUUGCUUGGUGUGGCCCUAGGAAAGUGAGAUAGGGUUCACAGAUGGUAGAACUGCUCAGUGUUCUGAAUCGGAUUCCAUUUCCCUCGUUCGGCCAGG